This is a messenger RNA of Wallemia ichthyophaga EXF-994, 5772 nucleotides long. RefSeq names its product HEAT repeat-containing protein 5B. Lineage: Eukaryota; Fungi; Basidiomycota; Wallemiomycetes; Wallemiales; Wallemiaceae. The coding region runs from base 1 to 5772 and encodes 1923 amino acids. The record is from RefSeq and is a predicted model, not a curated record. Gene Ontology annotation, biological process: endocytosis; intracellular protein localization; retrograde transport, endosome to Golgi. Gene Ontology annotation, cellular component: Golgi apparatus; membrane; endocytic vesicle. The transcript is spliced from 6 exons.
AUGGCGCUGGAUAAAGACAAAGUAAAAUCAAGCUAUGGGAACAUUUACUUGAUAAAAUAUCUAAAUAACGCGUCUGGGAAUUCUGUCGAUAAGGACGAGCUCGUCGAUCUUCUCAUCAAUCCCCAGCAAGAAUACCCAACAGGACGUCUGAUUAGGAAUCUCAUUUCAAAGCUUGUUCUAUCAUCUGAUCAAUCAGCGCUCAAUCACAUUGUCAGCGAGCUCGUGUCUAAAUUGCCGAGUAGCUCCAUAAGUGACAAAGCCAGAUCGUCGACACUCUUUGUUUUAGGUCAAGUGAUACAACAUAACCCUGGAAAGUUCUCUUCAACUUGUGCCGAUCUUUACGACAUUUCCUUCAAGUAUCUCAGAAAUUCAAAUCUUUCCAGUCACCUGAGAUUUCACGCUGGUAUCGUUAUCACAAAGAUCAUAGAGACCUCGUCAAGUAUAAUCACCGAAAACCAAGUAAAAGACCUCAUUAAGCAACUCAAAAACCUUAUUACUGACAAAGUAUAUCCACUUCAACGCGUUUCAACUAAAUGUAUAUCCAAUCUCAGCACCUUCACCCAACAUUUAUCAAGCACCACCGAUAUUGAGCAAAUUGUGAGCAUAUGUAUUAAGACAGCGGAUAUUGUCGACCAGCAAACGAGACAGCAUCAUACCGCACUCGCUGCUCAGUUGCUGGCUUCUACUCAGUUCAAAAUUAAGCAUCAGCCUCAGCAAUCCAAGAUCUUAUCAACAAAGACGAUUAAGAGGGAUAAAACCAAGGACAAAGACCAAGAUGAUGACGUUAAAGACACCAACGAAGCUCCUGUCAUUGGUUUGAUGGCUAUUGAUAAUAUGCUAAGCAUUCCAUCCAGCCACUUCAACAAAGGAUCUAGGAAAAUUAAAAACAUUAUUAUAGAAAUUUACGCCUCUCUGUUCUCAUCUAUGGGCUCAAAGUGGAUCGAAUCCAAUUACCAAACUAUCAUUACACAUCUAAUUUACAGUGUAAUGGAGUCCAAUAUGGUUAAACCUUGUGACAUACUUACCGUUAGAUCUUCUCUCAACAUACUUCUGAGGGAGCAUAUUGGUAAAACUCUACUAAGCGAGCAAGGUCAAGGCCUUGCACUCAAUGUGUUGAUAGACACCUUUUUAUCCAAGUACACAAAGGGAGACACACUUCAAGCUAGGUACUCAGACCAAUCUUUAGUUGUCGUUGUUGAAGAGAGCAUUGGAUUGUUAGAUCAACUGGGCAGUGUCCCAUUACAGGUUCAAGACAGCCUCCCUGACCUUUUGUUCAAGUUGAUCGCGCUUCCUUCUUUCAGUGCGCAGAUAUCAGUUUCAAGGCUUUUUCGUCAAUUCCACUACCUCUGCCCGACUCGAUUGGAAGUAUCAUUAAACAAACUUCUUGACUUGCUAGAAAAGAAGUUAUCUCAUUUAAGAACACCAAACGCAUCUUCAGAAGUAGCAUUUACAUCUAUUGGAUACACAUGUGCAACCGGUAGUUUGAUAGCAUUAUUCAGGCAAAGACCAUUAAAUACACCAAUUGAAAUACCAUUUAAAGUAUUUGAGCUAUCUCAAGGCUUACUCAGGAAAUCCGGAGAAUGUGAAUUUGAUCAAGCUUCAAUUCACAUUCAAAAUGCUUGGAUUCUCAUUGACUCUUUAAUGUCAGUUGGUCCACAAUUUGUGACAUCGAUAAUCAAUCAAUUGAUGCUACUGUGGAGAAAUUCUCUGACAAAGAUUGAUAUGCAGACCAAUGCUCCAAAAACUCAAACGGAAUGGACCUUUUUGCUGCAUGUCAGGGAAUGCGCUCUUACUGCUUUAUUAAGCUUUUUGAAAUUUAAUGCAUCAACGCUAUUGACAAUGGAACUUUCAAGAAAGUUUGUCGGCUUACUGAACAAUACACUAUCUUUUUCAAUGUCAUUUAAUAUCACCAAUUCGGCAAUAUUGAAGGAUCAAAUUCCUACCGGAGCGUGUGCUCAUCCAAACAUUGGACUUCUAGACAGAGACAUUCUACUCAAAAGACGUAUCUACCAAUGCUCAGUCUACCUUGAUAACAAUAGCAAUACAGAGACUCUCACUGCUUUCAUCGAAGCUGCUUUUUAUGCUUUUGGUGACUCUGAAAGGUACGCUGGUUCGGCGGCUCAAGCUGCUAUUGCCUCCACUACAAGCUCCGCUGGCUCCUUCGCAUUUAUUUGGAGUGUAAGUGAUGGCUAUGGCUAUGGUCUGACCAGUCUCCAUGAUGUGGAUGUUCCAGAAGGCAACAACCAGACAUCUGAAAAGCUAAUGAAGGAGAUCCGUAGGCCUUCACCUAAUGCUUACGAGCAUGAUAUACUUAGUUUAUUUGAAAACGAUCCUACAUUAGUCACUCCACAACCUGCACCAGCAACGGUAUUGGUUGACGCGGCCAUUACGUUUUUUGCUUUGCGUUUAACAGAUGUGGAUUCCACAUCCAUGAUUAAAUUGUUCGAAAGUAUUAGAGCAUCAGUCAAGAAUCCAAAGCUAGAUCGCAAUCCUGGCCGCAAAUUAGCAGUUAUUGUCAAUACAUUGAUUGCGAUACGCGGAUUUUUAAGCAAUGGUAAAUCACGCAAGCUACGUACAGUACUAAGCGUAGCUCCGAUACGUAACACCUUGCAAGAACUUUUCGAGGAUGCUAUCACUAAUGAAGAUGCAACAUUACGACGUCUUGGAGCCGAAUCUUUAGGAAGGCUCAUCGCAUUAACAGCUGACAGAAGCUUCAUGACGACGCAAUCAAGAUUUUACUUGGAUCUUAUCGUAAACAACAGAUCUCCAUCUAUAAGAUCAGGUAGUGCUAUCACUUUAAGUGAGAUAUAUAAACAAGUUGGUAGUUUAGCUGCCGGUCCUCUGUUAAAUUCAAUUUGUGAAAUUUUGACAUCACUUGCAUCUGAUUCUCAUCCAGAAGUCCAUUACUACUCUUUGGAAGCUUUUUCAAACAUCAUAGAAGCUGCAGGAUCAGCUUUCAGUCCUUAUGUCGCACGAACUCUUGGCCUACUAGCCAGUAUACAUAACUGGGAGUCACAUGAGCCUGAGGGCGGCCAAACUGUCUCAAGUACAAACCUUCGAUCAGAAUACUCACUAUACAAAGUACUUUGCAAUAUUCUGAAUGAUCUUAUUGGUAUUUUAGGUCCGGAAAUUAAUGAAAUGAACGAUGUUAGAGAUUUGCUUUUCCUCUUAGUCAAACAAAUGAUGAAGGAAAAAGAUGAAUUGGUUAGAGGCAAUGCCUUACGGUCCCUUCAGAACUUUGUUAUGUUUGCUCCAGAUCAUACUGAUAUUCCCACCCUGAUAAGGACUUUCCAAACUGCAUUAAAGUCUUCAAACAAGGUCAUUCAGAGCUCCUCAAUGAACGGUCUGUAUCAGCUGACUCAGAAGUAUGUUAAAGAGCUAUCUUUAGUUGGUGGUGAUAGACUAGUUGAAGAUUUGUUUGCUUUAUUGGAUAAAGAGCCCGGUCAUGAUGGUCUUAAGCUACUUUUACUCAGCUGGUUGAAGCAAACAUCUGAGGUAAAUUCUGAAGGGUGGCUAAGUAUUUGCCAGAAAGUUUUCACUAAAGCCUCACAAGGCAGCAAUGACAAAGAGUUUAAGAAGGAUAAAGAAGAAGAUGAAGAAGUCCAAGCCUUAGGCGCUGCAAAUGAUGAGGAUCAAUCAAGACUGUCUAAUUGGCAAACUCAGCUAUUCGCAUUAGAUUGCGUACAUAAUCUUAUUCUCUCCGACUUCUCAAGAGAUAUUAGAAAUGUCGUUGCUAGAACUUUACAAAGUCGCGUGGCGGAUCUGAUUAAGCUCGCAUUUGUUGCUUCUACUUCUAGGGUCGAGCUUAUCCGUAUAAAGGGUUUGGUUAUUUUGCGCGACGUAAUUGAAACUUUUGCAAGCUUCAAGGAUAGUCACGAUGACCAAGCUAGCUUGCUGGAACAACAUCAGGCUCCAAUUACUGCAGCACUUACUCCCGCAUUUAGCGCGGAUUCGACUCCUGAUAUUCUUGCAACAGCCAUUCAAGUUUGUGCUACGUUUGUUAAAAGUGGUAUCGUCAAAGAGGUAUCAAAAAUGGGUAGAAUAUUGAAGCUUUUGACAAGCGCAUUACAUAGAUUUAAGAACUCAUCUGAUCAAUCUACGCCUAUCGGAGAAGUCGGAAAGCUAUGUUUGGCUGCAAACGAAAUGCUUAAGAUUUCAACUCUCGCUGCAUGGGCUGAAUUAGGCAUAGCUUCCUCUUCAAAAUCAUAUUUAGAGAGUGUUCUCGAGCCGCUUUGGAUCUAUUUGUUACCCAUGUGGGCUCAAACCAUUCAACAGUAUGCAGAAAUGAGUGAAGGCGUAUUUAACGAUGACAUAUUAGCUCAACAAAUUCUACUGCCCUACUACGAGCACGACUGGAUCAAAAUUCUGAAUGCUUUAGUCAUGUCUCUCGACACAAAGACUGAUUUAAUAGAAAAGUAUGUCAGUUUGGAUGGUAGAAGAGAUGCAACAGUUCAAUUUCAAAUCAUUUAUGGCCUAGCCUUUUCAAAUUUGGUAAUGAACUCAGACGAUAUCCACAAAUCUUCAAUCGCUCUUAACACUAUAUCAAUGCUCGUCAAACAUCCAAAGUCUGAGAAUUGGAUACUGACUGAGGGUAUAUUUGAUGAAGCACUGGAAUUAAUCUGGCGAUUAGCAACUGCAUCACCUUCUCAGAUACGAGGUAAAGCACUUGACUUGCUGGGAGGUAUUUGUAACCAUUACGGAACUAAACUCGUCGACAACAUAGAAAUACCCUCCAGUCCCGAUUCUCAAUUUGGCAAGAGCUUACCCAGAAAUUCGAAGAUAACAAGAUGCUUGCAGUUAAUUUACUCUGUGUUAAAUGGAUGUCUCGAUGACGACUCAAAAUUGAUCAAUUGCAGUAUGGAGUACAAGGCUUACAUUGCUAGAUCAUCGUUUUUAGCUUACUUAGAUGUUAGCAAGACAUUGGCUGCUACUACAAGGGUUGAACUGUAUGCUGUUUUACUUCACAAGUAUGCUGAACUUUUGAGACGUGAAGAUGGAACUAUUCACAUAGCCGCAGUCUUGUCACCAUUGACCAAAAACGUACUAGAACUAUCAGAAGAAUUCAAAGGCGAUAAUCUUCUCGUUAUGAAGAAGACCUUGCACGGUUUCUUGUCGUUUACGUUGCAGACGGUUGAUGAGAUCAAAACCCGAGAAGGCUCAGCAAUAUUGGCUAAGAGGAGGUACAAUAUAUUAGCGGCGAUGUCUGUUAUUACGGCUACACCUGAUUGCAUUGGAGUAUCAAAGGAGGUCGCCGAGCAUUUCAGUGAAAUUCUCAUCGAAUACUUGUUUAUGGCUGAUAGUACGGAAGAGGGACUUACCAAUGCUUUGUUGGGUAACUUCAACAAAUUGUUUGACGCAAAGACCACAAAAACCAACCAUUACAUAGUAGUUCAUCUUGUCAAGAAUCUAGUCAAGAAAAGCGAGGAUAUGAAUGAAACAACAAAUCAAGUACUUGCAUUUUAUAGUGUGGUGGUUAGAAGUCAGAUAUUAGACAGUCAAAGAGCUCAAUUAUACGGUUACCUAAUUCCCAGUUGUCUUGGUAGUUUGAAGAGUGAAGUAUGCAAAGAAGCAGCUGCAAAUUGCUUGUUAGAUAUGGCUAGUGCUAAUGCGCUGUCUUUCAAAACAGCCACAUCGUGGAUAGAUGCAGAAAGUAGAGCCUUGUUAGAAGGUGCAAUGCGUGAAGCUGUAUUGAAGCAAAGCGGGUCACAGGCUGGCAAGAAGACGAAUGGUGUAUCACAGCCAUCGAUAUCGUUAAAAGCGUUUUCACAAUGA